This is a messenger RNA of Cladocopium goreaui, 1827 nucleotides long. The record is from the annotation of a GenBank genome assembly. NCBI's taxonomy places the organism in Eukaryota, Dinophyceae, Suessiales, Symbiodiniaceae.
AUGAAUCUGUUGCUAGUUCUCUUGCUUCGUUUCGUGCAAACUGUCCAGUUUUGCGCCCGGCAUGAGCUUGGUGUGCACAUGGAGUCAAAAGCUCCAGAGAAUUCUGCUGUUGCAGAGCCACUGGAGCCUCCACUUCAGCGCGGGGAGGCCGUGAUCUUUGGAGAUGGACGACAGGGGAUCAUUACAAGGGCGUAUGUCCUUGAGGACAAGUAUGCCAUUCGCGCAGAUGGGGCCGUACGCGAGGUGAAGGGGCCGAACAACAGUUUCUUCUACUUCCGACGUAGGGACCUACAGCGUGUUCUCCCAAUCAAUGGCGACAUUGAUCCCGUGGACACCAUAAUGACAAUCAAUGGCGAGCCUCCAGAGAAGAAACCACGACUGGACGCGGUUGAGGCUGCGCUUCCAGUUCCAACAGGCCCGCCGCGCUUCGAGGGCCGAGUCAAGUGGUUCAGCAAAGAGAAAGGCUUUGGAAAAAUUCUGUGUUUGCAGCCAAAUGCAGCUGGCGAGUUGGGAGAGGAGGUUUUCGUUCACAAGAGUCGCUUCGAUGGUGGUCCUGAUGGACCCCAUGCUCAGGCCGUCGCGGAAGGCUCUACGGUGACCUUCGAGAUCAUCACUUCUCAGGUGGACGGGAAGCCCACAGCCUGCCACGUUCAGGUGGCUGGGGUUCGCUCUGGAAGUGGUUUGCCAGAGAAGUGGCCAGCAAGCCAAAAAGAGGCGCUGAUUCGAAAAUUGUUGAUCAACGGCAUGCAGAUCGGCAGCUUUCAGGAAAAGGGGGUGGGCAAGGCACAAAUGGAGGACCGAAUGAUCGUCCGAGCUGGGAUCCCUGUUGAAGCAGUAGGUGCCAGCUGUAAAAAGGCGGUGGUGUCACUCUUUGGGGUUUUCGAUGGUCAUUCAGGGGCAUCGUGCAGUGACUUUGUGGCCACAAAUCUGGACCGAAUUGUCUUCGAGUGCAUCAGGCAUCAGAUGAAACGCGAGGUUAGCAGUGAUAUGGCCAUGCGGUCAGCACUGCAAGCUGCUUUCCGAACCACAGAACACAAUUUCUUCCAGUAUGCCAACAGGCUAGAAGCAGGUCCUGCAGCGGCUUGGGCAAAUGCAGGAAGCACUGCCAGCACCUGCACAUUCUAUGGGCCCGACGAGGAUGGUCGUUUGCGACUUGCAGUUGCAAAUGCCGGGGACAGCCGUGCUGUUCUGGGACGAAAGGAUUGCCGGGCAGUGCGUUUGUCUGAAGAUCACACGCCCGACGUUCCGGGAGAGCGCAAGAGGAUUGAAGCCGAAGGAGCUGCAGUGGUCCAAGCCAGUGGAAUUUGGCGUAUCGUUUUGCCGAGCAAAAAGGGCACGGGCUUAGCUGGCCUCUCGGUUUCUCGUGGCUUUGGUGACAUAGAGUACAAGACAGGUGCCAACGUGGUGAGCGCGGUGCCAGACAUUUUUGUCUCCACCCUGGACCUCCGGGAGGACUGCUUUGUGGUCAUUGCCAGUGAUGGAGUGUGGGGUCCUGUCACGGAUGGCGAGGCAGUUCGGAUAGUUGCCAGUGUCCUCCGAGAGGGCGGAGAGGAUCCAGCAGCAAAUGCUGCUCGGCAACUGCUGGAGGUGGCACAUCACCGUGAUGGCCACGAUGACAAGACAGUUCUCGUGAUUUGGUUUGGAGAUUUGCCGCUUCCACCACCUGUUGACAAAGUGACUGCGUACCCACCGCGAGGCAUCAGACCUGCUCCCAGCUCUGACGACAUGUUCGCAGCCAGUGGCCGCCUUCCUGCUGCCGAGUCGAGUGGAGACUUGGAUAAUCUCUUUGCAUCUUAUGCCAAAGAGAUUGGGAGCAAAGCUAGGUGA